AUGGAGAAGUUCGACUGGAAAACUCCAAUAAAAAUCAACAUCUUAAAACUAAAAGCUGUCGGGCUUUGGCCCCAUAAAACCUACAAACUAAACUUGUACACCCUCUGGGCCGCCAUAUCGUUCAUCUGCAUCAUCUCAGCCCAUAACAUCUUUCAAGCAAUCAACAUAAUUUUUCUUCUAGACGACCUUAAAGCAGUAACGUCAAUAAUCUUUCUCAACUUAUCAGAACUACUAGGGAUGCUGAAAGCCUACUACCUUUUUCGAAACAUGGCAAUUCUAAAACAACUCAUGCUAACUCUGAACAGUGACAUAUUUCAACCGAAAAACCAACAACAGCAAGAACUCAUUGAACCGAAUCUCAAAUUAUGGAGGCUUAAUUACGUCGUGUAUUGGGGUAUGAGUUUAGGGGCUGUCUUUUUCUGGAUAGCAGUGCCCGUUUUGGAUAAGUCGGUCAAAAAUUGGCAGCUGCCAUUUUCCGCUUGGUACCCAUUUGAUACCAAAGUUUCACCGAAUUAUGAAAUUACGUAUUUGUAUCAAGCGAUUGGGGUUAUUUUUGUGGCCAUUUCGACACUGGGUGUGGAUACUUUAAUUGCCGCACUUACUAUGUAUAUAGGGGCACAGUUGGAUCUUCUGUGCGACAAUUUGAAGCAUCUGCGAAGUAAAAAUUUCGAAGCGGAAUUUUUCAAGUGCAUCGAACACCACAAACAAAUGCUAGAGUUUGCAGAUAACGCUACUAAAUUUUUUAACUGGAUUGUGUUUUUUCAAUUUUUUAUAAGUGCGACUUCUAUUGGAAUAACGAUGUUUCAAAUGACUGUGGUUGUUCCGAUGAGUGGAGAGUUUAUGUCGCUUGUGUCAUUUGAGUUGGCCAUCGUUGUCGAAAUUUUCAUGUACUGUUGGUUUGCUAAUGAAGUCAUGGAAAAAGUUUAA
This is a messenger RNA of Zophobas morio, 927 nucleotides long. Its product is annotated as odorant receptor 94a-like. The record is from RefSeq and is a predicted model, not a curated record. Gene Ontology annotation, molecular function: olfactory receptor activity; odorant binding. Gene Ontology annotation, biological process: detection of chemical stimulus involved in sensory perception of smell; sensory perception of smell. Bases 1 to 927 code for a protein of 308 amino acids. Gene Ontology annotation, cellular component: plasma membrane. The transcript has 3 exons. Lineage: Eukaryota; Metazoa; Arthropoda; Insecta; Coleoptera; Tenebrionidae.